This is a messenger RNA of Sinocyclocheilus grahami, 2218 nucleotides long. Its product is annotated as protein lin-7 homolog B-like. Lineage: Eukaryota; Metazoa; Chordata; Actinopteri; Cypriniformes; Cyprinidae. The coding region runs from base 729 to 1382 and encodes 217 amino acids. The record is from RefSeq and is a predicted model, not a curated record. The transcript has 6 exons. Gene Ontology annotation, molecular function: protein binding.
AUGGGUAACUGUCAGAUGAUAGGGCUUGUUUAGUACCGUUAUGUCCAUUUUCAUAGAUAUUUGUUGAUUACAGGAGUAUUUGCUUGAUGGUUUGAAACGUUAUUUGUACAAUGUUCCUUUUAUAUCUGCCCCCAUUUCUCUAACUUUAUUUUUUUUCUAUCUUUUGUCUUGUACAUUUUUUUAUAUUUGGUUCAAUAUAUGGAUCGUUUGCAAAUUGUACAGUGGCCCCUAAAUUUACUGAAGUAACCAAGGCAGCAAAAAUUGACACGUGUUUUUUAAAUAAGAAUGUCUGCACUAGGUUAUUAAAAAUCACUCCUAAUUUUUUUUUAGCUUGUCUCUGAUCGUAUUGGUUCUGUUUUUCAUUCUUGAAUAAACACUUUUUAUUGCCAAAUUAUUGUCUUCUUGAUUACUUAUUUUUAAAGUCUUGCCUUAUAACCGAUAAAAAUAGAUCGGCCACUAGGUUGCAGUAACGAUUAAUAGCGAGCUGAUGGGCUUUGGUUGAGCUCGCGCCUCUGACAUACUGUAUUGCGUCAUUCAGUAAGCGGCUCCUCGCGCAUCUCGCCACCGUAGCUGCUCUUUCACUGCGAACCUGCUGAAGACGAUUGAUUUUUACAAUUGAAACCCCUUUCUGUCCUCUUCAAAACAAUAUCUUGUACAUUACACUUCUACUUCUGGGAACAGAAGGUUGGCAACGGUUCGGCGCUCCACUGCAGCAGACGGUCUUCCUGAUGUAUUAUCAUUCGGGGAAAGAGCUGGACAUGGCGGCGUUGACUGAGCCGCUCUGCUUGGAAAGAGAUGUUUGCAGAGUGAUAGAAUUGCUGGACAGGCUUCAAAGAAGCGGUGAACUUCCUCCUCCCAAACUCCAGGCUCUGCAGAGAGUUUUACAGAGCAAGUUCUGUGCUGCCAUCCGAGAGGUCUAUGAGCAGCUUUAUGAUACAUUGGACAUUGUAGGUGGGCCAGAGGUCCGAGCACAAGCCACUGCAAAGGCCACAGUAGCAGCGUUUGCAGCCAGUGAAGGCCAUGCACACCCAAGAGUGGUCGAACUCCCUAAAACAGACGAGGGGCUUGGGUUCAACAUCAUGGGUGGAAAAGAACAAAACUCUCCCAUCUACAUCUCCAGGGUCAUCCCAGGGGGUGUUGCUGACCGACAGGGUGGUCUGAAGAGAGGAGACCAGCUGCUCUCUGUUAAUGGAGUGAGUGUAGAGGGAGAACAUCAUGAGAAAGCUGUAGAGCUGCUAAAGGCAGCGCAGGGUUCAGUGAAGCUGGUGGUGCGUUACACCCCUAAGGUACUAGAAGAGAUGGAAGCCAGAUUUGAGAAGAUGAGAAGUGCCAGGAGACGCCAGCAACAUACCAGCUACUCGUCUUUGGAGUUCAGGGGUUAACCAGUCUCGACCUCGGACUGACCUGCUGAUCCAUUCUCCCACCCUCUCUGCUCCUAUAGGAUGACAGAAGACCCAGAGGAGAUCAGUGUAGACUACCCUUAGCUAUUUAUAUGUUAGUGGAACGAUCUCAAAACAUGUAGACCUCAAAUAUGCUAUUAUCCCUGGCCAUGCAGGGGGAUAGACUGUAUAGUGCAUUUGGUUUGUCUUGAGUCUAAUUUUCUAUUGUGUUCUUAUGUGGAACCUGCACCCUGUGAUGUUCUCGGGGGUUGUGUGUGUCUGUUAGCACAGAAGACUUUAAAACUUUAAAAAUUGGCUGCCUAGUGCAAAUACAGAGUGUGUGUACUUCUAGGACUUUGUGUCUUUUGCCGUAGGAUUAUUGCUGAACUGAAUGGCAUGAUGGCUCCUACUUAGACCAUUAUUCAUUCAUUCACGUAUCGAGUCUGUGUUUCAGAAAACAUGCAUUGACAAAAGAGUUAAAGCUAUGCAUCCCAUUUCUGUAAGUAUUCUUGUAUUAUGUGUUCUGCUCUGUGUGAACUACAUCAGGAGUACACAAACACUGUUAUUGCAGAAGACACUUCCUGAAUGAACAGAUUGCGCCGUACAAAGCGUGCCAUACUCCAAUAGGGUCGUCACGACAGUGCGCUGCUAUGAGUGGCUUUGCGCUGCCAGUCAUAGUGCCUAUGUUCAAUGCUUGAAUUUUUGAGUUUAUUUAUAUAUUUAUUCAUACAUUAAAACCAACAAUGUAAUUUAAUAGUCUGCUGAGUUAAUUUAUGCCCACAGAUUAUAAACAUUUAUCAUGAUCACCAAAGAUUUGACAAAAUAUAACUAUUUUAAUA